Racocetra persica is the source of this 123-nucleotide messenger RNA. NCBI's taxonomy places the organism in Eukaryota, Fungi, Glomeromycota, Glomeromycetes, Diversisporales, Gigasporaceae. The record is from the annotation of a GenBank genome assembly.
CUAGCGAGAACCGUUACAUUCGAAGAACCUAACAUUGAGGAUAGAUUUUCCAUGAUCAACCAAAAUCCCAUCGUAGCACUUAGAGCUUCGUUCAAGUUAGGGAUGGGUUCAGUCAGGUCAUGA